AUUAUGGAUGAUUCAUUUAUUGUUUUAUUGUUUUUUUGUCAUUUAAAAACAACAAUGUCGGAUGAUGAUGCAGCAUUUAAGAUCUGUAUCCAUUAUGCUGGACAUGUUAGAAGAGAUGUUUCACGUUAUGUUGGAGGUGAAACUUGUGAUUUAGGAGUUAAUGACAUUGACAAGCUAUGCUAUUUUGAUAUCAUCGAUAAACUAAAUGAGAUCGGGAUUCAGUUAGUAAAGGCAUUGUAUUACAAAGUUCCUGACCUGCCUUUUGCUAGUGGUUUACUGCCUUUAAAUGGUGAUGUAGAGAUAAUUGAGGUUGCAAAAAUAUUAAUGGAGUUAGGAAUUUGCCAUGUAUAUGUAGAGCAUGACAGCUCUAACAUGCAAGGAGAAAUUGGAGUACAAACUUCAGUAAGGCCUUUUUUUUAUGACGUAAAUAUUGAUGCUGGUGAAGGGUCAAGUAGAACGCAUCCUAGGCAUGGCAAAAUGGUUUUAUUUCAGCAUGACAUGCUAGGAAGUGACGUGGAUGAUGAUGAGCUGAUGGCUGGUAUUGAGAAAAUGAAUCAAAGAUAUGUUGAUUUUGAGACUUCCAAUUUUGCAGCAAGUAAAGCAAUUGAAAAAGGCAAACAAAAAGUGAUAGACGUGUCUAAAGGAAAGAAGAACUUGAAUCCAUUUUCAAAUUCCACUGAUGCAAACCAGGCUUCAAAAGGGAUUGUGAUAAGAGAUGUUGAAGGUGAAGGCCCUAGAUUUGUUGCAAAUUCUAAUUUGGAGAAUAGUGAUUCUGACUUUAGUGACAGGGACAGUGAAUAUGUUGAUAGUAGUGAUCCUGGUAGCUACUAUAGUGAUAGCUCGAUUGAGGACUUGGACUCAUUUGUGAAAGAUGAUGCACUGAGAACUGCAAGUAGUCACCUUCAUUAUGAUCCCAACUGUGAAAUUCCACACUUUGAAGUUGGAAUGCUUGCUAAGCAUGUGAAGUCUGAAAUGGAAGUUGAUGUUUCUAUAUACAAGUGUCAAAGGGCUAAGAAAAUUAUUAAAGAUGAGCUACAUGGGAGUUACAUUGAACAGUAUAAGCUGUUGAGAGGUUAUGGUGAGCAUAUGCUAUCUACAAAUCCUGGGUCUGCAUGUGUUAUUGACUUUGUUGCUGAUUGGUACAAGAAAGAGAAGUAUGCCUUAGCUUAUGGCUUCCCUAUAAAGGGAAUGUGUGGGGAUAAGUCAUGGCAAAAAUUUCAUGGUGAGCCUUUGAAUCCACCCCCAGUUAGAAAAAGGCCUGGAAGGCCAAAGAAAAAUAGGAGAAAGUCCAAAGAUGAGCCCAAAAAAGUGUCUAAGGCAGUUAUACUCUCAAGGAAAGGAAGAGUCAUGACUUGCUCUAAUUGCAAGCAAGGAAGACAUAACAAAUUAUCUUGUCCCUUCAAAUUGAAUGAUCAAAUGCCUCCAGCUAUUGCAUCAACAAAUGGGUCAAAAAGAAGGCCAUCUGCAGCUUAUCAUCGAAAACCUAAAGCUGUUAAGACUAAUGCGAAUGUCAAUCCUUCACAAGCAUCAAAUGCCCCAUCUUGCCUAACAUCACUAGCUGAAAACACUAUUGUUUCACGUGAGCAGCCACAAUCUUCAUUUGCAAAUAAGAAAGGAAAAGAAAAGAUUGGACUGCAUACAAAUGUGACAGUUAGAGAAGCUGUAAAUGAGCAAAUUCCACAAAGCAGUGGUGGAGGCCCAACUGCUUCAACUGUAGUAAUGGAUGGUCCUUCAACCGAGCAAAGGAACAUUUUUGUGAUGCCCCCAACUGGAGACAACAUGAGUUUGGCUACUGAAGAUAAUUUCUGGGCAGCAUUUUGAAGCCUUUUAAUUAUGCUAUAUUGCUGAAGUUUAUGUCCUUUGUGUCUUUUGUGUAAUGGAGAAUUUAUGGGCAACCAAAAUUUGUGUCUUUUGUGCACUAGAGAAUUCUUAGGCAGCUGAAGUUUGUGUCUAGUGCGUUGCAGAAUUUUUGUGGAGCUUUUAAUUAUGUUUGCACUUUUGUAGUACCACAGAUUAGUUAACAUAGCUUUUGUUAUUUAUGACAGGUUUUAUUGUGGUGAUGAACCAUAUUUGGGCAUGAUUUGUUUUUGUUCAUGCACUCUGUACAAGUGCUAUGUUAAGCUAUGAAACAAUGCUAAGUUUAUAAGAAAGGAUAUAAAAGUUU
Molecule: messenger RNA, 2164 nt
Organism: Rubroshorea leprosula
Lineage: Eukaryota; Viridiplantae; Streptophyta; Magnoliopsida; Malvales; Dipterocarpaceae
Source: the annotation of a GenBank genome assembly